CAAAAUUUAAUUAAAACAAAAAUGAAGAAAUUACGUCUCAUACGUAAUUUCCGCUGUAACUUUAACGCAUUUUCCCAAGGUUCUUUGCGAUCAGAAAAACAAACAUGGCGGCGUUCCUGUGUAGUAGGGCGAGUUAAUUGAUCAACAGAUGAACUAAAUUAGAAACAACUUGCUCCUCCAUCUGCAAAAUAACCACCAUUGUGGAUUCAUCGUAUAUUUUUUACACAAGAACGGUAGAUAAACGAUAAAAUGCCUUCUCCCAAAGCAAAAAACCCCGCUCGCGGCGGAGGAAGCCCGGUGCACGGCACCUCCUUUGAGUUCAUGUCGCUGACGAAACCGCUGAACCGGUCCUCCCCGCUCCACCUCCCGCGGCAGGGCUCUGACCCGACCACCGCACGCCUCCGAGCGUCGGAAAGUCCCACUCGGCGCCGUGGCUCCAACUCCUCCACGGCCUCCGGGAGCGGCAUGGGGGCACCUGAGGAGGACGGCAUACGGCUCAACCCUUCCCUCAUCCGCGUCGCGCUCAGCUCCCUGCUCGCCAUCGACCUGUGGAUGUCCAAGAGUUUGGGGGUGUGCGCCUGGGAGGACUCGUCCUGGGGGAGUGUGCGACCCCUCAUGAAACUGAUUGAGGUCUCGGGACACGGCAUUCCAUGGCUGGCGGGAACCGUAUACUGUCUGUACAAGAGUGACAGUGCUGCAGGACAAGAAGUCAUGCUAAACCUUCUCAUAGGACUCCUGCUGGACCUCAUCCUGGUCGGCAUCGUUAAGGCCGUGGUGCGCCGACGCCGCCCGGCCCAUAACCGAAUGGACAUGUUUGCCACCUACUCCGUGGACCGUUUCUCCUUCCCCUCUGGCCACGCAACGCGCGCCGCCAUGUGCGGCCGCUUCCUGCUGGUCCACCUUGUGCUGGCGGCGCCGCUGAGGGUCCUCGUCCUUGUCUGGGUGCUGCUGGUGGGGAUGAGCCGUGUGCUGCUGGGCCGCCACCACGUCACCGACGUGCUGUUUGGCUUCUGGAUGGGCUAUUUCCAGUACAACAUAGUGGAGAUGCUGUGGUUGUCGACUCAAACUCUACAAGAGCUGCUGGGACAAACCGUUUUAAACUGAGCACUGCAGAAAGAGCUUCACUUCCACCACCUUUCUCUUCUUUACAUUCAGACAUUCUUCUUAAACACAGUUUACUUCUUUCUCACUUGAACGGCAUCAUCUUUUUUGCAUACAAAAAUAUCACAAUCUGAGAUUUCUAAGCAAAUUGCAGCAGUUAGAUAAUCAGUUCUUCUCUCAUUUUGAUUCAAUAAAAAUUUGAGCUGAAUUUUAAUCAAAUAAAAUCCUUUUAGACCUUGUUUCCAACCCUUCUACAACUGCAGCUGCUCCAUUCUGAUCCAGUGGCGCAAAACAAAGUUUAUUUUAGUCUUUAAAGACCCAUUAAGAAAAAAGUGUUUUUAACAUGAUGCUUUGUCAUUUUAUAUGAUGAUGGAGAGCAUAUAUGAGAACAAUUUCACAUAAAAUAGCAUUUCUGAAUAUUUAUUUAUUCAAAUUGUGGUGAAUCAGGAACAGAAGGAAAAAUGCACUUUGAAAGCUUGUUUGUGUUGUAGAAAAUGUGCUGGGAGGGUCUCUAUCUCCCUGCUCCACAAUAGUGAGGGGAAGGGGGGGUGGGGUUGCUCCAUGCCAAGAGUUCAGAAGUGAAUAUGGAAUUAACUCUUGCAGCUCUACCGAAACUAUGUCCUAGAAAAAAGCGAUUUAAAUGCAGCUGCAUUUAAAUCGUGCUGCCUGUCACUUUAAAUGAAGUAUCAGGAGGAAAGCCUAGAAGUGAUGCAGAAACCAUCAGGAGUGCUUGGAUGCCAUUGUAUGUAAAUCAAAGCUUAUCUCAUUCAGAAUCCAGAUUUACAGUUUUUACUGUCCAUCCUUUUUUGCUUAUUAUCAAACUAUAAGUGGUUAUAAAUCACCUCAGAUAAAUUCCAUAAACUAAAAUGAUUUAUUUUUUUUUCUCUGAAAAGUUUCAACCCAAAAUGUUCUUAAAUAUUGAGGACAGACAUCGCAGUAUGUGGAUAUGUUUUUUAGAAACAACAUUAAAUCUAAAUUCCUGAGUGGAAUCUCAAAUGUAGGUUGUCACUUUCUGUAAAAUACAUUUACUUUGCAUCUUUAAUAUUACAGUAAGUGCUCUGCUGAAGCUUUUAGAUGUUUGCAUGCUGACCGUUUGCAGGCAGAAACUACAAGUUUUUUUGGCACUGUGUUGUAAAUGUGCACAACAGCUGUUAUUUACAACACUCCACUGAAGACUUUACAACUCGGGUAAAACUAGCAACAGUGCAGGAACAUCAGACGGUCUCAGAUCAGACUCAAAGCGCAUGCAGUCUUGUGUAACGUCUUUACGUCUUCCUCAGCAGUUCUUAUCCUUGAGGACUGUGCGCUACACAGAAAUGUCUGCAUUUUUUUAUACAUGAAUUUAUUCUUUUUUUCUGGCCAGUAUGGAACUUAUUUCUAUUUUUUGGGGGCAAAAACAUAAAAUAAUAGAAAAAAAAUCAACAAAGGGAGCCAUGAAACCUUGAGACUAGCUGAUUUCAUGAUAGAUAACCAUAAAAAAUGACACCAGGAGCCACAGAUGUGCUGCUUUAGCCUUUCAUAAAGCAAGAUAGAUGUAUUUUGCAUGGAUAAAUGUUUUUCUCUGUUAAAAAAAAAUCUGAUUCCAAAAAAAGAGAAAACAGAAAAUAACAGUUUCAACACUAUUCUCAUCAGUUUUCUUAUUUGUGUAUAAUAGAAUAGAGUUUACACUGUAUAGAAAAGGUGAAAUUCUUAAAAAAAACUAUUGCAAUAGAGCUGAUGGUGCCAGUGUGACUGCUCGCUUCUAAAAGUCCGUCAGUCAAUCUGAGUCACGACAUCUGAUCGGAAUCUUACGUCAUUCCAGAACAAUCAUUCCCGAGGAACCUGUAGAUAUUUCUUAUGUUUACACUUAUUAUCAAAAAUGGACGCAGCUUCAGCCUUAAGAGGUGCAUUUUACACAUUAGUGUCACAUUGUGCAGGAAGAAAUGCUUCGCUGACACUGUGUUCAAGUGAAUGUAAUGGUUCCUCACUCACAGCCUAUGAGUUCACUGAUUUCACUGUGCAAUAGUCUGACAUGCUGCCAAAAGGGUCACGUUGUUUUGUUCUGGAACAAAAGUCGACCUGCAAGCUGGUUAUUUAAGAAAAAGAGGCAUUUUUGGAUGUGCAUGUAAAUUGGAAUUAUUGGUUGAAGUCAUUCCAGCUGCUGCCCAUAGUGCAUUUUGUAAGAUUUUAUGUAGAGAAAAACUUAAUUUAUAGUGACGAUAAAACACAAUUUUAAUUGAAGUUUUAAGGACAGCUUAAAGCAUAUUUUUAUGAUUCAGCGUCGUGCAUAGGCAGAAUCUUACCUGCAUUGUCAGCUUGAGCAUUUGUCAGUUUACUUAUUUUUAAUUUUUCCACUUGCUUUGACCAAAAGAAUGUUUAGCAUGAAUGUUUUUGUUUCACCUGCUUUGCUUUCAUCAAGAUUCACAUUUGUUUGGUGUGAAUUGAUUGAAUCAGAGUCACAAAUGUGGAGUAAACGGAUGUAAUCUCUGAUUGUUUAAUCAUUCUGGGUCCUCUUUCUGCAAUAAUUCACUGCAGCUCUUCCCACUUUAUGAGAAGUUUUUCACUUCACAUUUUUUUGUUAAUGAAAAAUAAAUAAAUAAACAACAAUAGGAUGGAAGAUAGAGUUUAUGAACAUAUUUGUUAUGAAAUUUGAUUUUGAUUGUCGUUAUUUUUUUUAAUAAAAGCUUCAAAAAUCAAAUGAAAUAGUUAAAGUAUUAAAGUGGAUCUUUGUGUGUUUUUGCACAUCAUAUGUAAGAAAGUUGUUGACCUCAUUCUGUUUUGCACUUCAGACCAGCAUCAAACUACACUGAAUAAUAUGCCUGCUAUGUGUGAUAGAUAUUACUGUUUAUUGUGGCGGUAUCAUUGUUGGAAAUUCUCACAUCUAGAGAAUCUAUUUACAUGGUGAUGUGACUUCUGUGCCGUAUAGAUGGGUUUAAAGCUGCUGUCAGAUGUUAUCUGAUUUCAAUUGUGGUCUUUUCUUAUUAAAAUGGGAAUAAACCCGACUUCUUUCA
Oryzias melastigma (Indian medaka) is the source of this 4091-nucleotide messenger RNA. RefSeq names its product phospholipid phosphatase 6 (gene plpp6). Gene Ontology annotation, molecular function: sphingosine-1-phosphate phosphatase activity. The transcript has 2 exons. Lineage: Eukaryota; Metazoa; Chordata; Actinopteri; Beloniformes; Adrianichthyidae. Bases 250 to 1104 code for a protein of 284 amino acids. The record is from RefSeq and is a predicted model, not a curated record.